Dipodomys ordii (Ord's kangaroo rat) is the source of this 1408-nucleotide messenger RNA. RefSeq names its product islet cell autoantigen 1,69kDa-like (gene Ica1l). The record is from RefSeq and is a predicted model, not a curated record. The transcript is spliced from 11 exons. Gene Ontology annotation, cellular component: Golgi apparatus. Lineage: Eukaryota; Metazoa; Chordata; Mammalia; Rodentia; Heteromyidae. Bases 1 to 1314 code for a protein of 437 amino acids. Gene Ontology annotation, molecular function: protein domain specific binding. Gene Ontology annotation, biological process: regulation of transport.
AUGGAUUCCUUUGGGCAACUCAGACCACAAGAUAACCAGUCAGUAGUCAGCAGAAUGCAAAAGAAAUAUUGGAAAACAAAACAGGUCUUUAUCAAAGCAACAGGAAAAAAAGAGGAUGAGCAUGUGGUUGCAUCCGAUGCUGAACUGGAUGCUAAACUUGAGGUUUUUCAUGCCAUUCAAGAAACAUGCACAGAACUUCUGAAGAUAGUGGAGAAAUAUCAGCUGAGACUCAAUGUUAUGUCAGAGGAAGAAAAUGAACUAGGGCUCUUUUUAAAGUUUCAAGCAGAACGUGACACAACCCAAGCUGGCAAAAUGAUGGAUGCCACCGGCAAGGCACUCUGCUCUUCAGCCAAGCAAAGAUUGGCCUUGUGUACUCCUCUCUCUCGACUUAAGCAAGAAGUAGCAACAUUUAGUCAAAGGGCUGUGUCCGACACAUUGAUGACAAUCAAUCGGAUGGAACAGGCACGCACAGAAUACAGAGGAGCUCUGCUGUGGAUGAAAGAUGUAUCCCAGGAACUGGAUCCAGAUACCUUAAAACAAAUGGAGAAGUUUAGAAAAGUACAGAUCCAAGUGAGAAAUAGUAAAGGUUCUUUUGACAAGUUAAAAAUGGAUGUUUGUCAGAAAGUGGAUUUACUUGGAGCUAGUCGCUGCAAUAUGUUAUCUCAUUCCCUCACUACCUACCAGAGAACAUUGCUUGGAUUCUGGGAGAAAACAGCUCGAAUGAUGUCCCAAAUCCAUGAGGCCUGUACUGGCUUUCAUCCCUAUGAUUUCGUAGCUCUCAAGAGAUUACAAGACACUCCAAGCAAGCUUACUGAAGAUCACAAAGAAGGACAAAUAGAAGACAAUGUUCUUACUGAAAACCUCAAUAAGGUAGGUUUGUCUGAAGAAGCAAGCUUCAGGAGAGAGUCAGCAGCAGCAAAAGAUGUACCUUCAGAUUCACUGGAAAGAGAAGAUUUUGAGAAGGAAUUCUCAUUUCUGAAUAGCCUUCUAAGCCCUGCUUGUUCCAGCACUAGUGAAUCUACCCAAGAAUGCCAGACUUCUUGUGGGAGCGCCAGUGCUGGUGUCACGCCCCAGGAGGCUUCUGUGGGGUCCGAGCCUCUUGCUCAUUCCUCUGGAUUCCUCCCCUCACAACUCUUUGACCUUGGCCUUCAUGCUGCUGGAGCUUUCAACAACUGGGCCUCCCAAGAGGAAUCAGAGCACACUGAUAACCUACCAGUGCCUUCACAGAGUCCAAAAAAAUUAACACGAUACCUGGACCCACUUUCAAACCCAGAUGCCAUUGGACAUUCAGAUGAUGAACUUCUUAAUGCAUGACUGAUGUUCAUUUCAGGGGUCUUGAGACAUCAAUUUUACAACAUACUGCCUUUGUGGAAAGGAGGUUCUAUUGUAAACCACACCUGAAACCAUG